AUGAAGAGGAGAUGUGUUAGUCUUUGGAACGGGGAGGCUGGUCCGAAGGCCUUUGGCUUCGGCGACGACAUCCUACGAAAUGCCGCUGAAAACAAAUGGAAUUCGAGUCUCGAUAGGACCAAUUCGUGGAUCCGAACUUGCAACGCGCACACGGAGAUCGUCGUCACCACGACCCUGGUCGCGAAUGCAAUUGUGGGGACGAUUUUGAGGGAAUUUUGCCGUUUUCCGAGGGGAGGGAUCGCAGAGCAUGCUGCACGGCGUCGAGAAGGAGUGGAUCAAUCUCUUGUGGGGUUUGGAGCAUUUGAGAUGACGCACUUGGUGCCAUGGGAGAGCUGGCAGCAGUGGCGCCAUGUCCGCAGCUGCUUCUUCUCCAAUUCGCCUGCACGGAUUGCUGAAGCUCUGGAUCGGGUUUUAGCAUGGCAGAGCAGGGGAGUCCUGCCGAUGGCUGUGGAAAUAACCUCGGAACUCAUAAGUAUUCAACAGCGCGAUUCUCGCAUGAACACCGACUUACCCCCAAAUGUAGCUGUGCCGGCGGAGAUGCUUCGAAUGAUGUACUCGAUGGCGAUCGUGAGAUUUGUGAACGGGGUGGUGGAUCAGUCUGUAAGGCGCAUCACGCCCUCAGGGACAAGUAAAGCUGAAGAAGUUCGUCUUCCGCGUAUUUUUCUUGAUAUUCGUCAUGAAACUUCGCAUAAUGAGCUCCCAUCUCUGCCCCUUGUGCGUCGUGCAAGCAAACAGGCUCUAGCAUGGUUGCAAAAAUAUUACUGGGAGGACCAGGAGCAGCUGUUGCCAGAUACCCAAGAUUCUCUGAAGACCAAGCUUAUUGAACAUGCUCAAGUAAUCUACGAAAUUUUGGUUACUCAGCAACGAUUGUUGAGUAAGGAGCCUAAAGGACAAGAAUACAAUCUGCAACGAUGGACCCUCAAGCGGGCUCUUAAAGGCAUGAAACGGCAACAACAAUCUUUGUUAAGGGAGUUACUGGAGCUUAUAUCCUCUGGGACUUCCGAACUUGCAUCUCUGUUGGUGAAGCAAGGACUCUUGAUUCAUGAUCUAAGUCUCAGUUGUAGCUCUCGUAUGCCCAGUAAUGACUUCCUCGAAUAUCGAAACAGCAGUGAUUUUGAAGGGGUUCUGCAAUCCCGAUCUUCUUGUGAUAAUUUAGGUACCGCUGUGAAACACGAAAACAACUCUGUAGCGGCAUGGAGACAUACCUGCGUGCAGUUGGCAUAUCACAUGCCUCAGCUACCAUCUCUUCUGCUCUCAAGCAUUAUCGAAACCCUGGCUACGAUGUCCCAUAAUUCAAGUUCUAAGAUGGAGUCAAAAGAGAAUACGGUAGCCUUUAUGAGCAAAGAGGACCUGCUGGAAUGGGCAACAUGGAUGCUUGAUCAAUCAUCUGCUCUUUCGAAGAAAAAGAAGUCACCAUCCGGUAUAUCUGAUUUUAUCGAAACAAGUGCAAAUGUGCAAAUGCACGCAGAUUUCCCACAAGACUCUCUGAAGGAGCUUGGACAUUUAUGUUUGCGCAGCAAAAUUGACAAGGCAUGCCUUGUUGAGCUUGUCUCUCGCAUUUCGGCACUAGUCAACGAAGGCUCUUUUCGCCGCUGUGCUAAAGUGCUAGAAAGAUGUAGUCCAUCAUGUUCAGUCGGGGGGAACUUUCAAGACGUGGGGGUCGAUGUAAAUAUGAAGGAAGUUGGAAGAAACUUCGUAGGUCAUGAAUCAGUCAGUAGGUCACAAAGCAAGGCUGUUGGAGAACUGGAGUCGGAGACUGCCUUUAUCAAGGCAAGAGAGUUGCAACAGAUGUCAAUGGCUAAGUAUGUUGCAAGUGUGAAGGCCUUCGAAUGUUCAAGCCCAAUAGAAUCUUUAGCAAUUGCAGGACCUUGGCUACAAGCUGAGCAGUGGACCCCGUGUGCCAAAAGAUCUGUCCCUUCAGCACAUGGUAAUGAAGCUGCUAUUCAUCCUAUUGACCUGAAACAGAACGCUUCAGUCUCAUUUGAACUCGGCCAUUCUGGAAGAGAAUCUGAGUUUACUCGUGAGACUCGAUCCGUGAGAUUUAAGCUGUCGACUGUUGUCAGCAAUCAUUGCAACGGACAAGACUCCAAAAGGAAAACAUUUGAAACCCAGACUGAGAGUUCACCCCAAGUUUUUUUCAAAAGAAAGCGGUUAGAAGAUCAGCCAAUGAUUGAAGAAACCAGAAUUGUAAUUUAUGACAAGGGCAAUGGCUCUGAUGGAGACGAGGAACAAUUAGUGCUGACUGAUGAUACCGGAUGGAUGGAUUGUGAUGGUGAGUGCUCAGAACCUAUGGAUGAAGACCAUGCAUUUCUGGAUGAUGAUAGAUCUGGAAAAGUUGUUCCUUGCAUGGAUGAAAGUAUUAGCGAUUGCUCAAUGGAACAUAGACCCCUAAACAUCAGUCCUAAGACAGAAGAGGUAACUGUAACAUGUCAAGGCUGUUUGUUGCAGGGCGGCUCCUCUCUGCAGGAGCUGCCAAAUUUGCAGGCAGCAAUUCGUGUGCUCUAACGGAUGCUUGUAUUUUUUUCUGUCAACUGUCUCACCAACUCUAAUUAUAUUUUUUUUAAGGGGCCCUAGUCAUCCA
Molecule: messenger RNA, 2581 nt
Organism: Physcomitrium patens
Lineage: Eukaryota; Viridiplantae; Streptophyta; Bryopsida; Funariales; Funariaceae
Source: RefSeq, a predicted model, not a curated record